UACUCAAGUGACCAAUCAAAAUUGUGUUCGCCAUUGGCGAAUCUUUGAUUAUAGGUCUUUAACAUCGGGUUACUGUCGUUUAUGAACGACGAAAGUAACAUCACGGGUUAACAUGGCGCUCUCCCAUCAAGCAUUGAAUAUAACGUGAUUGAAGAUAGAAAGGAAGAAAAUGAGUGCAUCCAGUAGCACAAUCAAUCAAUCAUCUUCAAUUGCUACUAAUAUGACAGCACAUCAGGAAAAUAGUGUCCGUAUCAAAGCUAUUUCUUUUGUAAUAGCACAAAUCGCUGCUCAAUCCGCUAAUUAUUGGACUAUUAUGAACUUUAUGAAGGCAUCAGAGGAGGAUGAUGACGAAGAGGAAUUGUUUUGCCUUGUAGCAUUAAAAAAGGGAAACACGCCAACACGCAUUACUGGAUAUAUUGACAAUGUGGUGUUGAAUUACACGUCUGUUCAAUUCCAACAACAUUUCAGAGUACCACUUUAUACUUUUGAGAAUUUGCUACAAAUGAUUGGAUGUAUGCUAAUAGGUGAUGAUAAUCGACAGGGGCGUCCAAUGAUAGAUCCUCGGAAGCAAUUACUCUCAGUAAUUUGGCUUCUUAGUACACCAGACUCAUAUAGGUCUAUUGGAGAUCGAUUCAACAUGGCAAAGUCUUCAUUAUCAGCAUCAUUCGUUCGAGUGGUUACAGCGUUAUGCAGAAUUGCACACCGAAUCAUUAAAUGGCCUAAACGAGCAGAAAUAGAGGAAAUCAAAGAGAAGUUUCAAAAACUUUCGCAUAUUCCGGAUGUACUUGACGUGAUUGACGGAACAUAUAUCCCUAUUAAAGCUCCGAAAAUAGAUCCAGAGGUUUACAUAAAUCGGAAAUGUUUUUAUGGCAUUACUCUGCAAGCCAUCUGUGAGCCAUCGUUGAAAUUUAUAGAUUGCUUUGCUGGCUAUCCAAACUCUGUAAGCGAUGUCAGAAUAUUUCGUAACUCGGAUAUCUAUGCACAAAUAAGAGCUGAACCGCAAGCUUACUUCCCAAAUAAGGAAUUUUUGUUAGGAGACAAGGCCUACCCUGUACUUACCUGGCUUAUUCCCUCGUAUAUCGACAGGGGAAACACUACCGAAAUUCAAAAGCACUUUAAUGGAAGUUUGGCAAGCACUAGACAGGUGAUUGAGCGAUCUUUUGCAUUACUGAAAGGUCGUUUUAGAAGAUUAAAAUAUCUGGACAUGAAUCGUACUGAUUUGAUACCUGCUACGAUAUUAGCAUCAUGUGUUUUGCACAAUAUAUGUAUUGAUCAUGAUUUAUUUAUAGAAGAAUAUGUCAUUGAGGGUAUGAACAAUGAUCACUAAGAUGCAGAGCCGAUCAAUCCGAUACAUCGAGCUGUGCCUGGUAAAAAUAAUGGGCAUCAGAAAAGAAACGAAUUAGCCGAAUUAUUGUAUUACCGAGUCUAGCUGAUAUAGAAAUAAACUACUCGUUUUUAUACUAUUGUAUGACGUAUUCUAUGAAUAAGAAAACAAAUAUUGUGUAAAUAAUUGGCGUUGAGACAUUGCUGCACCCCUUUAUAAUAAAAUAUUCAAUGUCUUUUUUACGAAAUAAAAAUAUGUAUUUGGUCAAUGAAAUUCGUUAAUAGUUUGGUACAUCACACUAUUCCAGUCCAGUGUAACAUACAAUACAAUAUUACUUGCAAUAACGCAGUUUUUAAACUCACAUAACAAAUUAUGUAUAUAAUACAUUUAAACAAAAAUAAAAAGAUGAUAAUUCUAAUCUUAAA
This is a messenger RNA of Monomorium pharaonis (pharaoh ant), 1749 nucleotides long. RefSeq names its product protein ALP1-like. The transcript has 3 exons. The record is from RefSeq and is a predicted model, not a curated record. NCBI's taxonomy places the organism in Eukaryota, Metazoa, Arthropoda, Insecta, Hymenoptera, Formicidae. The coding region runs from base 170 to 1327 and encodes 385 amino acids.